UUACAUCAUUAUCUUUGGACUUCGUAUAACACUUAUUUUGCUUUGGGCCUGGCCGGAAUUUUUCGCAAUCAUCUCUGCGUCGUCACCUCUGCGGCAAGCGCCAUAUUAUUAAACUAGAAGAAUAUAAUAGAAUAGAAUUCAUUUGUGGUUAUGACGUCACAGAUGCUAACGCGUUAGCUUGGUAGGAUCCGACAUCCAAUCGAACCGGGGAGAUCAUUUGCAUGUUGCGGUUGCCUGUCUGAGCGAUAAAGGGACCCGUUUGUAUCUACUGCAAAUAGUGAUGGAUAACGUAAUAAUGAUUUUAAAUCUUGAUCAGCAUAUGCUAUGUGAGGAUAAUUCUGGCAAUAUUCAAAUAUCGGAAGAUCCAAGAAAUCCAGGGCUUGUAGUAUAUGAUAAACUAAACAAGUUUGUUUUUGUUGUCCCGGACAAUCAAGAAGUACGCCAAUUCUUGCCGCGUGUGCAUUUUAUACAUCAAUCUGCUGAUCAGUUGAUCAAAGAAUGUCCUAAAGUUGACAUUGCCACUCAAUUUCCAUCAACACCUGAAAUAUGGGUAAGAAACUCGGGUAAAUCUUCGGCCUAUGAUGUAGAGGCAACUGAAGCUCUUAUUAAGCUUGUCGGAAGUGAUCGCUUUAAAUCUCUGUUGAAAAACAAAAUAUGCAGAAAAAAAAAUGUUUGGUCACUAAUUGCCAAAGAAAUGAUAACUAUGGGUUAUAAUUUUGGUGAACGAGACCCAGGUACGGUUUGUUCUACCAAGUGGAGGAACAUGGAGGGAAAAAUUAUAACAUUCGUUCAGAGUGGAGGCACUAAAGCUGGGAAGCUGAAGCCUCUAUUUUAUGAUAGAAUACGAAACAUUAUGCAAGAUUUUCCUAGAGUUAAUUUUAUAGGCAGGACAGAUGUAUGUGUACAAACUGACGAGUCCAGUUUAUAAGCAUAUGUGUUGGUUAUGCAUUAGACAGAGAGAAAGAGAGAGAGAGAGAGAGAUGAUGGGCAAAGCGUAUACGCGAAAGAGUGUAUGUAUGACACUACUAGGGGAAGCAAGAACAUAAUUUUCUAAAAGACACGCGCUAAAAUAAAACGAGUAUCUUUUGAGAUAAUACACUGUUCAUUACUUUGGCCUUCCCUGAGGCGAUAAAACCUAACAAGACAUAAUGUCAGACCUGUCUAAUCAGACCUCAUUGUUAUCGGUAGCAAGUGAUCCUUUAAAAAACAGUGAAUGUCCUCAAGAAUUUAACUGUAGCAGCGCUAAGGAUUGUGAUGAGCCUUUAUCUGAUAAUGAUGCAAAAGAAUUUACCUCCAACCAGAAGCUUUAAGUGAGCCCUUUUUUAAAAGUGCAAAAUACUAUCAAGGCCAAGAAACGAAAAGUUGACAACAGUGUUCUAUUAAAUUUGAAAAAUUAGGAUUUAGAAGAGAGAAAAAUAGAAUAAAAAUCUUGU
Molecule: messenger RNA, 1433 nt
Organism: Cyphomyrmex costatus
Lineage: Eukaryota; Metazoa; Arthropoda; Insecta; Hymenoptera; Formicidae
Exons: 2
Coding region: 281-928 (215 amino acids)
Source: RefSeq, a predicted model, not a curated record